UAUCUGUUCGUGGGAAAAUAUCUGGUAUCAAGACAAUAAUUUUCACGAUGGCGGCGUCCACGAGAGUUUUUAUACUCUGCAAAUCCCCUUCAAAAUCUGCCUUGUACUCGUGUCUUCAUAAUCAUAUUCAUAGGCAUCUGUAUCUGAGCAGCUGCUUAGGACAAGAGACAACUGCCACUCAGAAACCUCAGAAAGAAAUUCACAUUCCCAAAAAGAAGAAUAGAGAUCCAACGUCCGUACUCCAAGCUUUGAGCAGUACUGUCAAAAGAGAUCCCACAGCGUCUCCGUACAUGUUUCACGACGAUCCCUUUUUGCUGCCCAGAAAUUCAGGGGAGAGGAGACGCUACGCUCUAGCAGCGGAAUCGGGCAGAAAAGCAGCACAGUAUGUCAUCAACAAGUGGCCAGAACACUUCCUAGCCGUACAAAGAGACAGCCCUAAAGUUGAGGCAUUCUACCCUCCUGAAAAGCAUUAUUUGUUUGGCGAUCCCAGCGAGGAAGCUGUGCUUGAGAGGGUGGAAAAUUCUGACAUGAAAGAGGCCCUUGAGAUGUUCUACAAACUCCUAGACACAGGGUCAGCAGUAUCCAUGGAAACCAGCAAUGCAUUGUUGGACCUGCUGUGUUACCAUGGCUACAGCGGAGAGCCUAUGCCUGAAGAACAAGGAGCAAGCGCAGAAGCAGAAGCCUCGGAGAACUCGGAAUCUACGGAGUCAACUGACCCGUCAGAAGCUGACAGCAAAGGUCAGGCGUGGAAGAAAAGAAAAACGGGCAGGGAAGCAAGAUGGAAGGAGAACAAUGAUAUCGAGAAGCUGUUUAACACACUGCAAGAGAGAAAUGCUCACGCUUACUGCUCCAUGGUCAGAGGCAUGAUCAAGCAUGGGGCAGCCACGAAAGCCUUCAUCAUGUACAAUGAGAUGCAAGAGAGGGGAAUCCAGGCUGACGUCCAGACCUAUAAUGCCCUCAUUAAGGGCGUGGUCUACAUUAGGGAGGAUUACAUGGAGCGGUGGAAGGUCAUAUAUCAACUGAUGAAGCAAAUGCACCUGGAAGGGGUACGGCCCAACCUGAGCACCUUCAACACCAUGCUGGACGACCUGAGGAUCAUGGGCGUGGUCGGGCGCAAGAAGGCUCUGCAGACCGUCAGCGAGAUGAAAGCCAUCGGCGUAGAGCCUAGUUUAGGAACCUACAAUCUUCUGCUGAUGAUUUUCUACAAAGAUUCACUUCCUCCCAGUGAUGUCCUGUAUGACAUCAUGGAUACCAUUGAUGGCACCAGCUUUUCGUUGAGACACGAACAAGACGUUUUCUUCUUCAAGAAUGCAAUGAAUAUCUGUUUGUCGCUGAAGGACCUGGAGCUUGCCUACAGGGUGGACCUGCUGCUUAACACCGGCGAGAAUUACAAACUGGCCGGCGACUAUUUUGCCCAGAACGUCUACUAUGGUAAAUUUUUCAAUCUCAUCUGUCUCAUGGACAGUGUGGAUGCCAUGAUGGAGUACUACGAGAAACUGGUACCCUCGGCUUUGAUUCCAAAUGCCCAAGUUUAUAUUGAGAUGUUGAGGUCUAUGGAAACAGCUGGUACAUACGACAAAGCUGCCGUUAUCUGGAAAGACAUUUGUCACUUCAGCCAUCAUUACCGGCAGCCACUUCUGGAAACGCUUCUGUCCGUAAUGUCCCAAGCAACUGAUGCAGACAACAAGCUAACCUCAGAGUUCUUCGACAUUGCCAUGGAAAUCAAGUUGGUCAUAGCGGCCUCAAAAUCGAGGAGGGACCCUGUAGAGUGGCGGUCAAGCAGUCUGACCCAUCUAGCUCUGAUCUGCCUUAAGGCUAAACAACUGGAUAAAGCAUGGGAGGUCCUGGAUCUCUUUAAGGAAGAGAACAAGCUUCCAGGCAACAUUCUUCUGGAGGAGUACCUGGAGGCUUGCAUCGAGGCCAGCGAUAACCAGAAAGCAAUUAGUUGUUUACAGUUUGUUUCAAGUGUUAGUUCCACCCUGGCACUGCAGUUUAUUGACAGGGUCAAAGGUCAAUUGACCCUUCUUCCCCAAGAGAGAAAGAAGAUCGAUGCCAUUUUGGCAGAGGAAGACUUGGACGAGGCAGGGGCACAGUGAUUGCCCGGGCUCGUCCACCCCUGAAGCCCCAACUUUCAGAGGGGUGUUUCCACCAAUCCUGGCUCACUGUCAGGCCACAGCCUGGAGAGGAGGGGGGGUCAUGCUGAGGAUGGCGGCCAUUGUUUCAGACCUGUGAAAAGGUUGGUCGUAGAAAAGGACCAGGACAGGUUGAACAGUGUCAUUCGCUUUGUGGACAGUCCCCUGCUCCAUGUAUGACACGCGUGGCCUAAAUUAAUGGGAUGUGGAACCAGACACAUCGAUAGGUCUGCUCGGACACAGACUAGGAAGAAGCAGUCGGCCAUCGGGGAGCUCCACAGCCUUGGAACCAUUUUGUGUAUCCCGGCAAUGCACUUCCAAGAGACUAUGAAAAAAAAAUUGUUUACAUCCAGCCAGGAAGUGGACUUUGCGUUGACUGAAUAAACAACCAACAAUCCUGACCUUUUGAAUGUUAUGACACAGUUUUCUGUUGUUUGGGCAUUAGUGCUUCUUUCGCUAUCACAGAACAAGCAAAGUAAAGGCAUUUAAAAAGCCUCUAGAUUUACUCUGGGGCCUUUUUAUUUCUGCUGAUUAAUGGUUCUUUUCUGCUUCCUUUUUACACAAUGAGGGAAGUGCAAAAUGUGUGGAAUUUUGUACCCGUUAAAUAUUUGUCAUUAAUGUAUAUCAACAAAUUGCACCUCCCCGAAAUAAAUGUACAUUCAUGUCAACUUAUAAAACCAUUACAGAACCCCCCCCAAAAAAAAACGAUGAGGCAAGUAUGUCUCGGCCCUCCUAUGAGGAUAACGAUUCCCACACGUGUAUUGGCUCGCCCGUAAAUGAUAGAGGGCGCUCUAUAAUACUUGGCAACAACUCCCUUGGGCCUGACAUGUCACGCACAACAACGUUUUAUAAGGAAAGAAAUAAAGACGAAAACAUGUUUCACGGA
Molecule: messenger RNA, 3018 nt
Organism: Acanthaster planci (crown-of-thorns starfish)
Lineage: Eukaryota; Metazoa; Echinodermata; Asteroidea; Valvatida; Acanthasteridae
Gene: ptcd3
Product: pentatricopeptide repeat domain 3
Biological process (GO): mitochondrial translation
Cellular component (GO): mitochondrion
Molecular function (GO): rRNA binding; protein binding; ribosomal small subunit binding
Source: RefSeq, a predicted model, not a curated record